AUGUCUCUUCUGAAAAAGUGUGUUGGUUUGGAUCCGAAUUUCCGAAAGCCUUUGGAUGUUGCUUUGAUUUGGGAAGGCAACUACUGGGACGACCAGGAUGUGCAUGAUUGUUGUGACGUGGAUUGGGAGACGUGCGAGAUUCUUGUUCGAAAGAUUUCGAAAGCUCUGAGUCUUCCGACUGCUCCGACGUCUUCUGAAAAUGUGGAGGAGGGACAGAAAGUAUUGAUUUUUAUGCCGAGGCUUAUGCAGCUUCCGUUGACUAUUUUGGCUGCAUAUCGAGCUGGUUUAGUGGCUAUUGUUAUGGACCCACUCACCAUAAAAAACGAGAUUCUGGAGUCUGUCGUCCUAACGGAAAAACCGAAAUUCGUGGUGACAGUUGACGCGUUUUGGCAGGCUCAACAAUUGAUGGAAGUCAAGAAAAAUAUUGAGAAUCUUCGUGGAAUGUCUGAAACGCAACUUCUCGUCAUCCGACACGUUGCACCGAACAACGGAAUUCCGCCGCCGAAGAAGCAUUUUCCGGCGAGACGUCCGUCGUAUCAGACGAGUUUAGACUUGAGAAACGGACAGGAUUGGGAGUGGAGUACUGUAAUGGCGGAUAUUGAUGUGGAGGAGAACAAGUAUUCAGAAGGAGAUGACGAAUUCAAAUGGAAUGAUGAGGAUAUUGUGGUGAAAAUGGUCGAUGAGAUGGGGUAA
Caenorhabditis remanei is the source of this 693-nucleotide messenger RNA. RefSeq lists its product as uncharacterized. Gene Ontology annotation, biological process: acetyl-CoA biosynthetic process. The coding region runs from base 1 to 693 and encodes 230 amino acids. The record is from RefSeq and is a predicted model, not a curated record. NCBI's taxonomy places the organism in Eukaryota, Metazoa, Nematoda, Chromadorea, Rhabditida, Rhabditidae. Gene Ontology annotation, molecular function: acetyl-CoA synthetase activity. The transcript has 4 exons.